UCAAUUUAGAGAGUCUGUAGAAAAUUUCGAAGGAAGAAAAACAAAUAAACAAUUUUUACAGUUAGAAAAUGAUAUAAAUGAAUUACAAAGUCAAAUUAAUGAUUUGAACUCAUUAAAUAAUCUCAACCAAGAAUCUUAUUUUACUGAACAACUUAAUUUACUUUUGGAAAAGUUGCACAGGAGAGCUCGAAAUUGCCCUGAGGGGAUAACUUGUGAUGAUGAUGAACCAAACCAGAUCAAUAAUAGAGAACUGGAAUUGAAAAAACACAAUGAGGUUUUAUUAAAAUUAAAAGAAAUGCCAGUGAAAAUAAGUAAAUACAAACAAGAAAUAGAAGUUUUUAAGGGUGGAAAAGAUGACCUACAAUUCUUUAACAUAGAUAAAUUACUUAGACACACAUUAUUGGAAAUAAGAAACAUUACAUCUGUGGAUACAAAUAUAACUAAACAGAAAUCUUACUAUAUUGUUCAGUUAAGAAUACUUAUAAAUGAGUUAAUUAAAAAAGUUGAACAAAAUGAAAAAGAAGAAAGCUUUUCUAGAUUAACUGGCAAAUCUUCCGGCACCUCCAAUAUUCAAGGUGAUAUGUGCACUUCAAUUACUUCUGGCAAACAAUUCGUAAAUGAAUGCAAAAAUGAAUUCCAAACUUUAGAUUUUGACAAUCUUAAAAGUCCAUCUGGGUUAAUAACUUUAGUUGACACUGACACUGAAGAUGCAUAUCAUUCCAAGAAACUUGAUAGACAAAUGUGUGUUUUAAGUAGUACUGAAUGUGAUAAGAGUCUUAAAAAUCAAUUGAUAACUCACACGUCAGAUUCAAAUUUAUUUGAUGACAAGAGCAGUGAAUUAAUUUCUAUUAAUAAGAAUUAUAUAAAUGAAAGUACAAAGAACAAGCUGGGUGAAGGUGAUUUAAUAGAAGAAAAUAUCUCUAAAGAAACAAAGCCUAAUAAAAUAAGUUCGUUCAUCCCAGAUCACACUUUGAUUAAUAAUUAUCACAUGGAAAUUAUAAACAAAGAAGAUUGUUAUGAUUUAAUUGAAUAUAGAAAAAUAAUUAACAGAACUGAACCAAAUUAUUUUACAAAUGAAGAGGUCAUAGAAACUUCCUUUCAACAUAAUUCUGAACUUAAAAAUAAAUAUGACGAACCUGAAGCUAAACAACUUUCACCUUUUUACAAUGAUUCUUCACUUACACUUGAUUCUAAACAAGUACUUAAUAAUAAUAAUAAUAAUAAUAAAGAAUCUCAUUCUAGUUGGUUGGAAAAUAAUUGUUUAGUUAACGUUGUUACAUCAAAUACGCACCAAAAUGAUGAAGAAGCGAUAAGGAAAUUCCAUUAUGUAACAUCUAAUUUUAGUGAGGACAAUUUAAAGGUUGAACCCUUAAUUGAAAAUGUAUGUAACUUUGCUGAUCAAGCAUAUUCUGAAAAUAAUAAUGGAUUGGAAAAUAAAGGCAGUAAUUUAAAUGAAAACGAAUGUGAUAAUUUCCCAGAAAGCUUACCAAAUGUUGAAGAUACAUACACAGCUAAAGAAGAAAUAGAUGAAGACAGUUUUAAUUAUUUUAAAUCGAUAUAUAAUAUUAACAAUGAGGAAGAAGUGAAAAAUGAAGAGGGAGCAGUUUGUAAUUACAAUAGUCAAUCAAAAAUUGAACAUAUGUCUCCCUUCAAUGAUGAAACAUAUUUAUUUAACAGCAAUAAUAAUGAAUGCGAGUAUAAAUUAAGUGAAUAUGAAAACAAAGAGACAUCAACAACACUUAAAAAUUUUGAAGAUUCUGAUCAUUUAAAUACAGAUAUUCUGAAUCAUGAAAUAAGUACAAACGAAGGUGGAACAUCUCUAAAUGAACGCAAACAUAUUGAUAUAUUAGAAAAUAACGAAUAUAUACCUUCAGUUAUUCCCAAUAUUGAAAUCACUUCAUUAUUUUCACAGAGUACACCACUAAAUUACAUUAAGCCUUUUUCAGUAGCAGAUAGGAUCACUCAAAUUAAGUUGGACGUUGAGAAAUUAGGACAAAAAAUUUCUGAUUUUGAAGGUGAAUCAGAAAUUGAAUAUUAUAUUCUAGAUAUAUGUUUAAUGGAUAAUUUAAAAAGGAUAAACAGUGUUGACACUAACAAUUCACAUGAACUUUCCGAAGUGAAAAGAAAAAUACUUUUGCGAAUUAAAAAAUUGGAUAAAAUUUUACAAUUUAAGUAUACAUUUUUAAGACAAUUUUAAAUCUAAAAUUAAGUCAU
Molecule: messenger RNA, 2214 nt
Organism: Aethina tumida (small hive beetle)
Lineage: Eukaryota; Metazoa; Arthropoda; Insecta; Coleoptera; Nitidulidae
Exons: 2
Coding region: 296-2197 (633 amino acids)
Source: RefSeq, a predicted model, not a curated record